AUGGAAGCAGCUUACUCGAUUCUGCUAAUAUUCGCUGCAUUUCUGGCAGGGGAAACUUUUCCGCAGCGACUUCGGCGCGAUAAACGAAAUCUCAUCAUUGGCGGCAGGCAAAUUGCCAUAUCGGAGGCUCCUUACCAGGCUGCACUGUACGUAAAUGGAGAAUUCUGGUGCGGCGGUUCGAUUAUCAGUGCAAGGUGGAUACUGACCGCCGGACACUGCCUGCCACGAGGGGGUGAAAUCGUAACAAUUCGGGUGGGUUCCACACUUAUGUAUUCCGGUGGAACGGUGAUAAAAGCUUUGCGCUCCAUUAGACAUCCUAAUUAUGUCGAAGACAAUUCAAAGGUGGAAUUCAAUGAUUUAGCAUUAGUUUUUCUGGAAGAAUCCGUGCAUUUCGAUGGAAGCCAUGUCUCGUGCGUUUCGCUUCCCCAAAAAGGGGAAAGAUUACAAGCAGGUACCGUAGGGAAAGUUUCCGGUUGGGGUCAAACGAGUCAUAACCUCGGUUAUAGUGAUUCGUUGCUGGCAGCUUAUUCGACUGUUCUACCAUUUGAGCAAUGUCGAGAAGCUUAUUUUGAUCUUUACACGGAUGAAGAAAAACAAUAUUGUAUUGGAGAUCGUGGGGUUAACAAAGGGUCGUGUAAGGGUGAUUCCGGUGGGCCAUUUGCAGUUGGAAAAACGCUCUAUGGUGUUGUAUCUUGGGGUAUAAACUGUACCGACACGCAUUUCCAAGGCAUGUACACGGACGUUGCCGCUUUCUUACAGUGGAUUCAGGAUACCGUGGCAUCUGUUUCGUCGUUAGAGGAAUUGAAUUGCCAAUGA
Molecule: messenger RNA, 816 nt
Organism: Sabethes cyaneus
Lineage: Eukaryota; Metazoa; Arthropoda; Insecta; Diptera; Culicidae
Product: trypsin 5G1-like
Exons: 1
Coding region: 1-816 (271 amino acids)
Biological process (GO): proteolysis
Molecular function (GO): serine-type endopeptidase activity
Source: RefSeq, a predicted model, not a curated record